This is a messenger RNA of Exophiala oligosperma, 1541 nucleotides long. RefSeq lists its product as uncharacterized. Bases 131 to 1462 code for a protein of 443 amino acids. Gene Ontology annotation, cellular component: cytoplasm; mitochondrial intermembrane space. The transcript has a single exon. The record is from RefSeq and is a predicted model, not a curated record. Gene Ontology annotation, molecular function: coproporphyrinogen oxidase activity. Lineage: Eukaryota; Fungi; Ascomycota; Eurotiomycetes; Chaetothyriales; Herpotrichiellaceae.
UUUUAGUAUUUAUUCGCGACUGGCGCUCUAAAUUUUCUUUCUCCUGCUUCUGAUGGUGUUCUGAUAUGGAGAAUUAAACCCAAAAAGUUUUUCGUUUCGUGUGUGGUGUCGGACCUUCGUCCAUCUCAACAUGUCCAUACCUCGACCCUCAAGCUCGUUACGAGCGUCGUUGCUCAAGCCCUCGGCGAUUCGGAAUGCGCAGUCGAUACAGUCUCGCUGUCGUUUCUCGACAAGUCGAAGAUGUCUCGCUUCGGCUCCGAUUCCUCAAACUCAUCAGACCGCAGGGCGACGCCACCUAGGGACGUCGCUCGGUGUAGUCUUCCUCGGAACUCUAGUCUACACCAUGGCCUAUAGCAAUACCGCGGCCAAUGAUUCACCGCCGGUCCAACCGGUCUCACUAGCUGAGGUAGACGAGGUGACCAAGAGAAGGACCAAAAUCACCAAGAACUCCCCAAUGAGACUGCGCAUGGAGGCUCUGAUUGAGGAACACCAAAACCGCAUAGUGUUUGCGCUGGAAGAUAUCGACGGCAAGAAGUUUCAGCGUGAUAAGUGGUCGAGACCACUCGGUGGUGGUGGAACGUCGUGCGUUCUACAGGACGGAAAUGUGUUUGAAAAGGCGGGCGUCAACACCAGCAUCGUCUAUGGCGAAUUACCUCGACCUGCGAUAGAGAAGAUGCGCGCGGACCACAAGUCUUUUGUCGACUCGGAUGUCGAGAAGCUCAACUUCUUCGCGGCAGGCAUUUCGCUUGUUCUGCACCCACAUAACCCCAUGGCCCCGACCGUCCACCUCAAUUACCGGUAUUUCGAGACCUCGGACCCACGGGACCCAGUCAAUGCCACGGGCACCUCACAGACGAAUUGGUGGUUUGGUGGUGGUACGGAUUUGACACCAUGUUAUCUGUUCGAAGACGAUGCGAAACACUUCCACAAGACCAUCAAAAGCGCCUGCGACAAGCAUGACAAGGAUUAUUACCCCAGGUUCAAGAAAUGGUGUGAUGACUACUUCAAGAUUGAACACCGCAAGGAAUCUCGAGGGAUUGGCGGGAUCUUCUUUGACGAUCUCGAUGCGAGCACACAGCCCAACUCGAAGAAUCCUCAAGAGGAUCUCUUCCAGUUUGUCGUUUCCGGUCUGGAAUCCUUCCUUCCUGCCUACCUCCCCAUCAUCAAAAAGAGAAAGGACAUGCCGUUUCUCCCUCAGCAGAAAGAAUGGCAACAGCUACGACGCGGGAGAUAUGUCGAGUUCAACCUGAUAUACGAUCGGGGGACGAGCUUCGGACUGCGCACCCCCGGUGCAAGGGUCGAGAGUAUCCUGAUGAGUCUCCCGUUGACUGCCCGCUGGGAAUACAUGCACCCACUGUGCGGCACGGGACUGCCAGAAACCAUAGAACAGGAAGAUGACGGGUCACACGAAAAGGAGAAGGAACUUAUGGAUGUGCUCAAGAACCCCAGAGAGUGGGCAUAACUUGUGUUAAAUCCAAAGCCUCGUUGUACAAUAAAAAUGAAGAAAUUACCAGUUUAAUGUCUACUCCAUAUCCAUUUCC